CUUACACACAGCUGCGUUCUACGGGACAUCCCUUCGGCCAUAUGGGGUCAGCUGUCCCGGCUGUGUCGUUCCACCCCCCCCCCAUCCCCUCAGUGGUAAAGAGCACAAGAAGGAAUGCAACAUUGCCCGGGGUAAGCACGGUCAGGGGUACCCAGCUGCUUCUCCAGCCCCACGGAGCAGGGGAUGCUCGGAGUUGCCUCCAGGCAGCCCCACACGGUGGCCGUACUCCUGCUCGACCGGGAAGGGACCGAAUCUGUCCCAACCCCCGCCGGAACGGGUGGAAUUCUUCUCCUCGUCCCAAACCGCGUCACGUCGAGGACAGAGAUCAGCACGCUCCCGAGCGAUGCGCCUCGGCCGACUGGAGAUAAAAUUAUGGCUCUCUGAGUCACGAAAAUCCCUUUCCUGAUUUGACGAGAGCGAGUGCGGGAAGCGGCGGGGAGGGGAGAUGCCUCGGUUCUGUCCCCGCCGGGGCUCGUUUCUGACAUCAGCACGAAACCGGGCAUAAAAGCGGCGAGCUGCACCCCGGGGCGCAGAGGGCGAGCGCUGGGCUCCGUGGGACGGCACCGGGCGCUGCGGGACCGAGGUUGGAACUGUCGCUGUUGUCGAGCCGCUGCAGGGGGAAAGCGUCGGGGAUGAAGCUGGGGACCACCUGCCUGCUGUGCUUGCUGCUCACCUGCAUGGCCCUGCCCACCGCCUGCCGCCUCCGUGAGCGCUCCAUGGAUAUCAGGAGUAAGGAGAGCAGGAACCCAGACAUCGACCCCUCCUGGUACACCGGCCGUGGCAUCAGGCCCGUGGGGCGAUUCGGACGACGGCGAGCGCUGGGGGAAAAUACCCAACCUAGGGGAGCUGCCCUGCACCCUGUCUGUGUUCCCCCACACACCCAACCCCCCCGGGAGCAGCGAAGUGUCUGAGCUGAAGAUGGGGGACACCAAUAAAAAGCCCUUUUUUCUCUCCUACUACCUGGCCCUGUCUCUCUGCUCCAAAACCUGGUGCGUGGGGAGCUUGGGGUGGGACAAGGCAUGAGCCCUGGUGGUGUUGGUAUCACCUAAAAUUAAGCUCUGGAGCCUCUCCUCUCUUUCUACAAGCAAAUCCUCUGGGAUUCCCACAGUGUGUCAGCACCCCCAAGAGCACCAAACCCCCCACCUCACCUCAGAGCUCAGAUCAGCCCUCACUUCAUGACAACCCCUCUCGCAAGCUGCCUCCUCCACUGCUUUACCCAUUCCCCAGUUUGGAGCAAGGAUGGAUGUGGUUCCCAAAGGCAAGCUAAA
Molecule: messenger RNA, 1268 nt
Organism: Coturnix japonica (Japanese quail)
Lineage: Eukaryota; Metazoa; Chordata; Aves; Galliformes; Phasianidae
Source: RefSeq, a predicted model, not a curated record